Pocillopora verrucosa is the source of this 1620-nucleotide messenger RNA. The record is from RefSeq and is a predicted model, not a curated record. Lineage: Eukaryota; Metazoa; Cnidaria; Anthozoa; Scleractinia; Pocilloporidae.
GUUAUCAUUAAAACCUUGAGGGAAUAUUUGGGGGAUGCGACUAAUGUCACGACUGAGGCACCCGCAUCAUCAUAUGACAGGAAGAAUGAUAAGAUGACGGGUGAUAAUUUUUAUGGUCUUGAAGUUGGAUCUAUGGUUGAGGUUCCUUUGUCGUAUGGUAUUCAAAUAUUUGGUGUCAUUCGCUGGAUGGGAAAUAUGCCACAAAGGAAGGGAAAGCUGGUUGUAGGUCUGGAAAUGGAAAAGGAAGAGUCGUAUUAUUCAGAUGGAACCUGUAAUGGAGAAAGAUACUUCACCUGUCCAGCAGGAAAAGGAUUUUUUACUUUGUUAAGUAAUUGCCAACCAGACUCACGAUUAGAGAGCCAGACGGAGCUACAGGGUAUGAGAGCUCGUUUAUCCAACUUACAACAACAGCUCAGGGAAAAAGAUGACCAAUUGUUGGAAAAGGCCAACUUAUUAAAGGAAAGAGAUCGCCUAAACGGAAACCUGCGUGCGAUCAAUCAGCAGCUGAAAAACGCACGAGGUCAAUUACAAGAUCAAGAGUUGCUGAAGACCAACAUGCAGGAGCAACUGGAGGGAAAAGAGCAACAACUAGUUGAAAUGGAGUUGCGAUUAAGGGAAAUGAAUCAGCAACUUAGAGAUCUUCAAGUUCAGAUCACAGAGAAAGACAGAGCAACUGUUGCUUUGCAGGAACGACUAGGAAUUUCGGUACAACAGGUCGGCGAGCUAGAAGAACAACUGACAAGAAAAGACCAGGAAAAGAAUGAACUAGCAAAAAGCCUUUCAACAGCUCAGAAGACAUUACGUGAUAAUCAGGUUCAAAGAUCACCAGACUGGGUUAUUGCUCGUAAUCAAAUUCAGCUGACGGGCAAAACCCUCGGUAGAGGUGCCUGGGGAGAGGUUGCCCAAGGAAGGUUCUGUGGUUGUGUCGUUGCCGUAAAAACGAUAUAUGACGUGAUUCUUUCUCCUCACAACCUCAGGUUGUUUAUGCGAGAAAUGGACAUUGCUUCGAGAUGUCGACACCCUUGUUUAUUGCAAUUCAUUGGAGCAACAAACGACGACCACACACCUUUGUUUCUCACAGAGCUCAUGGAAACAAGCUUGCAAGCACUGUUAGAGGAACGAUCUCUUUCUCAGACAGAAAUCACCGUUAUUGCUCUGGAUGUGGCUCGAGGACUAAACUACCUCCACCAAAAACGCCCCAUCCCUAUUCUUCACCGUGACAUCAGCAGUGCAAAUGUGUUGCUCUGGAGACAAGGUACUCAAUGGCGAGCUAAAGUGUCAGAUUAUGGCACUGCUAAUUUCAAGAAACAGACCAUGACAGUUGCACCUGGGGCUCCAAUCUACAGUGCACCUGAAGCACACGCUACAAAUCAAACAGUCAAGGUUGAUGUCUACAGUUUUGGUGUGCUUCUUUGUGAGAUGUCCAUCCGUGAAUUACCAGAUCCUGAAAUACGAGAACAGCAAGUCGCAAUGGUGACAAACAGUGUACUUCGAGCUCUUAUCCGACGAUGUUUGGAAACAGACCCUCAGGCUAGACCAAGUAUGGAAGAACUAAUUGAUGAAAUAGAACUGGAGACGCAAGGCACCGUUUGAUUAAGUUUGCUGAAUCAACUUCAAACA